Messenger RNA from Didymodactylos carnosus, 315 nucleotides. The record is from the annotation of a GenBank genome assembly. Lineage: Eukaryota; Metazoa; Rotifera; Eurotatoria; Philodinida; Philodinidae.
AUGACAAAUGAAACAAAGAAGAGUUUAAAACGUCCACUUGACUCUAUCAAUCAACAUGAAACAAAGAGUAAAAAAUUUCGAACUAGUUUAACACUGAAAGAACUUCGUCGACCAACUGAAACGUCAACUGUCGAUGUAAGAAGUCGAAAUUGUCCUUAUUUGGAUACAAUUAAUCGGUAUGAUUGUUAUUGUAUUUUUAUUCUAUUGGCAAGUAAUGUAGCUAGUCUUAAAACUUUAAGCGGAUCAGAGUGUGGAAAUGUUAUUUCUAAAAAAUUUUUUAAUGAUUUUUCACCUGCAUGCCGUUGUAUUGAAUAG